AUGUCGGACCCUCGUCCCUACCACAUCCUCAGCUACGGUACCCUGCUGGGUACCCAGUUCUUCCAAUCUUUCGUCGGUGGGAUUGUUGCUUUCCGUGCUCUCCCGCGUCCUCAGUUUGCAACCCUGCAGACUGCCAUCUUCCCUGUGUAUUUCUCUAUGCAGACUGCACUCCCCGUCGUCGUCGCGCUCACUGCUAGCCGCGGUGGACAGACUCUCGGUCUCUCUGGCCUUCUGGCCCCCGAGAACCGCGUCAACACCUUCCUGCCGAUGGCCACUGUUGCCAUCACCGGCCUCGUCAACCUGCUCGUUCUCCGCCCCAUGACCACCGAUGUCAUGAUGAAGCGCAAGGACCAGGAAAUCCUGGACGGCAAGAAGAGCUACGAGCGCGGCCCUCACUCCAAGGAGAUGAUGGCCCUCAACAAGAAGUUCGGCCGCGUCCACGGCAUGUCUAGCCUGGUCAACCUUGCCAGCCUCAUUGCCACCAUCGCCUAUGGCGUUGUGAUGAGCAAGAAGCUCGAGUAA
This is a messenger RNA of Penicillium argentinense, 522 nucleotides long. RefSeq names its product DUF4149 domain-containing protein. The transcript has 4 exons. Lineage: Eukaryota; Fungi; Ascomycota; Eurotiomycetes; Eurotiales; Aspergillaceae. The record is from RefSeq and is a predicted model, not a curated record. Bases 1 to 522 code for a protein of 173 amino acids.